UAGAGCAGACCUGCUCGGUAUCUCAGCAGACGCUAAAAGACAGAAGGCAUUAAAACCCAUUCAUCAUUUUGACGCCUCAGCCACCUCACCGCCAUGAAGAUGCUCAUCGUGUUGUUUCUGACUUGUGCCAUGAUGGCCAAAGCUGCUGUUUUAGAAGCAGAUCAAGCAUUACCAUGUGCUCCAGAGGGUGAAGGGUAUACUGUCACUACAGAGAGAGAAGCAGGUUGUCAGAGUGGUUGGACCCGUUUCAACGAGCGCUGCUUCCUUUAUGUUGAUACAACAAUGACUUGGGCUGAUGCUGAGAGAAACUGUCAGAGUCGAGGUGGAAACCUUGCAUCAGUACACAGCUUUAGCGAGCAGCACGCCAUUCAAGAAAUGAUAAAGAGGCAAACUCAAACAUACCCACUCGCAUGGCUUGGAGGCUCAGACGCACAACAGGAGGGUACCUGGCUCUGGAGUGAUGGCUCACCUUUCAUGUUUAACUACUGGGAUGUGGGACAGCCUGAUAACCGAGCCCGUGCCCACUGUCUGCUGAUGAACUUUGGAGAUGAACAGAAAUUUGAUGACCAGCCCUGCUCUUUCUUGAAGACGUUUGUCUGUGCAAGAAAACUGUGAAGUCUCUUUGGACAGCAGAGAACCCCGCAGUGCCAAGGGCAUCCUGCAGAGGGAUAUUUCUUUUCAAUUGUAUUCACACUCUAGAGCAGUGGUUCUCAACAUAGGGGUCACAAGACACUGACAGGGGGUCACCAGAUGCCUUUGUAUAUUUUAGCCAUUUCUAUGAACAUGGUCCUUUGGUGAGAUUUAUACAUAGACAACCCCAGAGAAUGGCCCCAACCUGCUGUGAUUUAUUGAUGAUAUCAGUACAGGUGUUUUUUAUCAAUAGUGUUGGUGCUAGCAUCCUUGCUAACAGUUACCUCAUUUUGAAGCUAUAAAGUGUGUUAAACCAUUAUUGAGUUCUAAUGUUGAAAGUAUGUAUUUGAGCCACUUUUAACCUCUUUUCCCACCAAAUUUUUGCCACUAUUUUUUUUCCAGUUUUCAUCAUUCUACAUAAUUUGCGCCAAUUUUUGCCUGAUUACCCAUUUCUUUUCCACUUUACACCAAUUUCACCACUAUUUCUGCCCAUUUUUUUUCCACUUGAGAGUCAUUUUUUGUCUCUUUUAAACCAUUUCCAUCACUUUCUACACUCAUUUGAACCACAUUUCUCUAUUUUUCUUGCACAGUUUUGCCAGUUUAACCCAUUUCUGCCACUUUCUGCCUAUUUUCUGCCUCAGUUAACCCAUUUUUGCCAAUUCAAACCAAUUUUACCCACUUUCACCAUCCAAUUUCCCCCCCUUUCCACCCAUUUUUACCACUCUAAACCCAUUUCUACCACUGUUAAGGCAAUAUUGCCACUGUUAACCCCUUGUACCACUUUUUAUGCCUGUUUCUCCAACUUUAAACCAUUCUGACUACUUUUUGCCUAUUUCUCACCACUUUAACCCAUUUCAGCUACUUUUAAAAUCCUAUUUCACCACCUUUUCUGACAUUUUCUUAUUUGUACUAAUUUUAAUUCUGUUUUUAAGAAAAAUGAUUUACAUUUUCAAGAGGGUUAUUGUCUAUGGCACAAAAAAACCUUGUUGCUGUGAUAAGAGUGAUUAUUAUAAAGGCACAAUGGACCAUGAUUUUGCUGACCUCUAUGGUCUCCAGAAAGCUCUCCCCUCUAUCCCCCCAUGUGGACGGCCUUUUCUCCACAUGACUACACUUGAAUGUGCAUGGGUGUGUUCAACCAUCUUCAGGUGCAGUGGGGUCCCCGGUCUCUGGCACCUUUUUUUGGGGGGGUUGCAGGCUAAAACUGCUCUAGAGUGUAAAUCACAAGAAUACAAUAAAAAUGAUAACCAUA
This is a messenger RNA of Cheilinus undulatus (humphead wrasse), 1879 nucleotides long. RefSeq names its product ladderlectin-like. The transcript is spliced from 6 exons. The coding region runs from base 94 to 615 and encodes 173 amino acids. NCBI's taxonomy places the organism in Eukaryota, Metazoa, Chordata, Actinopteri, Labriformes, Labridae. The record is from RefSeq and is a predicted model, not a curated record. Gene Ontology annotation, molecular function: signaling receptor activity.